UCGGUUUCGUGCUGUAGGUGCAAACAUACGAUAUAAAUGCUUAAGUUGUGGCGAAUCUGAAGUUUUUUUAUACUGGGUAAUCUCAAAAAUAAAACAUUUAUGAAAAAGUAGAUAUUUUGAGAACAAAAACCAACAAACUUUAAAGAUCUAGUAUAAGAAUAUAAUUGCACUGAAUAAGUUUAGUUGAAAACAAAGCAAAAAUGAACACGGCUCGAGGUGCCUUGCUGUGCUUAUUUUUAUUUUUCAUUUACGGGCAGCAGCAAGUAAAAUCAGUAGAAUAUCAUUUGGCAGAUGCUAUUGAUGAUCUAAAUUUUUUUAUUCCUGGUUCGAAAGCAAUAUUAACGACAGCUGUUAAAAUAUGGACGGUCUAUGGGGAAGUGAAACAACUUAUUGAUCCAAACUCUACUGCUUUAAUUGAGCAACAUCUACAAAACAUUACUGAAGCUUUGGAAGAAAUUUCAGCUCAACUGGACCAAAUGUCCGACAAAUUAGACAAUAUUUCUGACGAUGUUCAUGAAAUACAUGAUUUAAUUACUGAUGAAGUUUUAAAUAAUCUGCCAAAGGAGUUGAAUCUAGAUACUAAAUUAAGUCAAAUUUAUGCAAAAAUCCAUGACAUCAAUCAAUUGUUUACGAAAUUCCUUCGAUAUAACAAUAAUAUAAAAAGUUAUGAAAAUCAUACGUUGCUAAACUUUGCAAAUAGAGUUACAGAUCAAAGUCUUAAAGAAAUGCCUUCCGCACUAAGUCAAAUACAUCACCUAUUGACAGAAAGGCAUUCCAAUGCCAAUAUGUUAACUUUAAUGGCUAAUAAAAGACUCGCUAAAUCAAAUAUGUGUAAACGACAUGAGUCGGCACAACAAUUUAUAAAUAACUUGUACAAUAAUGUCAUAAUUACUGAAACAAAAGCUCUUUUGAUGACUCAAUUUGCAUAUUCAUUAAAAAAUGCAUUUAAUUUAAAUUCCACAAGCUUUGUAACGGAACUCGAUGAUGCAAAUAAAGAAUUCUGCAAUAGAACUUCAAACAGCUUUGCGGCAAUAAAAGAUGCUAUGCUGGCAGCUCCUCGUGAUUACUGGAGCUGUGAUCCGGAUGAUCAUGUAGAAGGUCUUACCUAUGCCAAAUUGGAUCCAGUUUUUCAGGCGUAUGUGACAAGUGAAAAAGAUGUAGGUAUCUCUAAAUAUUUUGAACCAUUCACGAACAAGUGUGCCGAUUCCUGCUCGGAUCGAAGUGAUUUUCACGAUAUAUGCAGAUCCGCAUAUUGUUUCAAACAUAAUCAGAAAAGAUGUUAUGGAAAAUUACAUAACUGUAAAUCUUCUGGCAAAAGUCUGCGCAUGUGCUUAUCAGACAAAAAUAGUACUAGACGAUUUGAGUUCAUAGAAUUAACGGGUAAGAAAACAGAAUUUUUAGGAUCCAAGAAAUCUUGUGGUUCAAACACACAAGUGAAGGUGUCUCAAACGACACUUUUUCUUGAAACAUGCGAAUACUGCUUCUGUAUCUGUGAUGAUACGAAUAACGAAAUGGAUCGUUACUUCAGUUUAAGAAAUGUGAACUCAGACGUGGACAAGAAUAUGGUUGUCACAGGUGUAAGGUUUGCAAAAGAAAAUCACAUUUUCCACAUUCAAAUUCAACAAGGAAAACUCGUGGAGAAUGGAAAUAUCAAGGCAAGCACAGUAGAGUGGAAGCCUGUUGAGAACUUCACAAUCCAUGAUGAUUCUGUUGUGCUCAACCGUGAUUAUCACAAUAUUACAUGGGCUAACAGAUUAGUUUAUCUGGACACUUUCGACUCGCCUUUACAUCAUGUUCUCACAGGACUCAGAUUUCAAUUGCAGAAUGGCGAUCUGAAAUUGGAAAUUCAAGUAACACCUUUCAACUUUUACACUGCUGAACUUAAAACUAAUGAAUCGACCUGGAUGUCCAAUUCAAUUGGUGCUUAUGGAAGGGGCGAACUGGACCUUGAAAAUUUAGAUUUAGGAACAAACGGUCAUUCAAAUCUUCUUGACUCGAGUGAAAACCAAUACAUCAAGUUUACCACGAGUUCGAUGAAAACAGAUGUAGGACAAACAGUAGUUCCAUUCAUGGAUCUCCAAGAUGUUACAUCUUCCCCUCCAGUGCCGCUUUCUGGAGCAGGUCUUGUUCACCGAGGUGAUAAAGCGUCUGCAGGGUUCUUAUCGUUCAAAGUACUAACGUACAACUACGCACCUUACCUAGAAACUGAUUGUAUUGUACCACAAUAGAAAUAAGGUACAAAAGAGAUAGAAAAUACUUCGACAUAAAAAUGGGAAUUUAUAAUCUUUUACUUAGAUAAUAAAUGCUUUAUAAUACUGAAAAAUAAAA
Molecule: messenger RNA, 2328 nt
Organism: Nasonia vitripennis (jewel wasp)
Lineage: Eukaryota; Metazoa; Arthropoda; Insecta; Hymenoptera; Pteromalidae
Exons: 8
Coding region: 201-2228 (675 amino acids)
Source: RefSeq, a predicted model, not a curated record